AUGUUGGAGAUAAACAAAAGUCUAGAGCUCACGACCACCCCCUCAGAGGUCACUGUACCCAUACCAAGAUCCAGCAUCGAUGCAAGACGAGCAGAGGCAGAGCGAGAAUUAAGACGAGCAGUGGAAAUUGGAAAUCAAAGAAGGAUCAAACGAAAUCGAACGAGGACCCUUCGCAGAAGCGACUACCACGCAAUUCUACAAUACGUUGCCCCGAAAGAGACGCCGACGCUCGAAAUUUGCCAGUCGCACAGUGAAUGCAAGGUUCUCGAGCCCUAUAUCACGAGCAAAUACCGGGUGUGCCUCUUCGCUACAAGACCUAGAUACUACCACCCCGAGUGCUUCGAGGACAGAUACGACGUCACAUGCAUGAUCCCGAAUCAUUUCAAGGUGGAGGAUCCCGAGACGUGUGGGCUCAUGGCGCAAAAGUGGUUUCAACACAAUAGGCUUGUCAAGUUGGAUGUCAUCGCCGAGUACAUUAUGCAAGACUACCUUUAUCAACUUGGCAUGUUGGAGGAUCAGCCGAUGCCUGAGUUGAAGGACUACACGACAGAAACGAGAGAUAGAUGUAGUCUCAAGGAUCUGGUGGACAGUAUGACGCGACUGCUUUCGCUUGAGGUUGGGGUGCUUCCUGGAAAUGAGCAUGUAUAG
This is a messenger RNA of Fusarium vanettenii 77-13-4, 648 nucleotides long. RefSeq lists its product as uncharacterized. Bases 1 to 648 code for a protein of 215 amino acids. The transcript has 2 exons. The record is from RefSeq and is a predicted model, not a curated record. Lineage: Eukaryota; Fungi; Ascomycota; Sordariomycetes; Hypocreales; Nectriaceae.